CCUGUCUCCUCUUACCACACCUCCCACACAAGAAAAACAAUGCGUUGGCGCGUCCGCUGCCUUACUUCGUGCACCUCCGACUCCGACCUCCGCCUGAUAAUAGACCACGAUACUGCUCGCUAUGCACUUAAUUGCGGGGAGGGCAGUACGCGCGUUGCAGGGCAGAGGAAGGAGAGGUCUAAGAACCUGCGAGCUGUGUUCUUCACGAGGGUCGAUACAGAUAGUAUUACCGGGCUACCUGGACUGCUCAUGUCCCUUGCGGAUGCGGCCAGCACCACUCCCCCUCUCCCUGGUAUACCGGCUAAAGAUCUAAAACUGGAACUUCUAGGUCCCCCUGGACUUGGGUACUACCUUGCUACUACUAGGCGGUACCUUGGCAGAGGGAACCUGGAGAUUCAUCUGAAGGAGGCUGGCGCUGUUAAUGGUGAGCAGGCAAGGAAAGGGGAGGGAGAGCUGCCAGAACCCGUGUAUAAGGAUGAGAACUUGACGGUGUAUGCUGUGUCUGUUUCUCCGGCUUCGUAUCAGAUACCUCUUUCUUCUCUUCCUUCUACCCUGAAAAGGAAACACAACGAGUCUACUCAGGGGUCCAAUACAAGUUCUGCAACGGCCGAACUUGUGCAGGGCGCGGAGGAGCAGCUGGAUGUGGAGGACGUACAGCUGUACGAAGAGUAUGAGGAUGCUGAGGGUGAGGGUGAGCAAGCGGUACGGAGGGUGAAGAGGAAGCUGCGUUCUGACAACGGUCCGACAGCCACAGGCUCGAACACUUUCCUUCCUUCUUCUCUUUCCUCGCAAGAUGUCUCAACACAAACCGAUCUGACGACACCGACCACCGCAUCAACUGUCCCUGUACUAUCCGACACCGAAGAUUUGCUCAAAAAAUUCUCACAAUUGGGGUUCAACCCGUCCUCCCUUCGAGGUGCCGAAGCGCAGCUCUGGCUCCACCUGCAACUCCGAUCGAUGUUCUCCCCCAACUCAACGUACACCUUCCCCACCCCCAGCCCAACGCCAGCCAUUGACGCACGUACGCUCGUCUCCCUCCGCCGCUCUCCGUUCCCCCUCCCUCCCCGUACAGAAGCAAGAGCAAACUACGCCACCUCCUACCUCUUCCUCGGCCCACAAUACCGGGGUAAGUUCCAAAAAUCCCGCGCGGACGCGCUAGGCAUUCCACAGGGGAGGAUCCGUGGUCAGCUUACGCGAGGGGAGACGGUCACUCUGCCUAAUGGGACCGUGGUGACGCCGGAGAUGUGUAUGGACCCUCCUGCACCGGCCAGUGCGCUCAUCGUUGUUGACUGUCCUAGUGUGGAGUAUCUUCCUGGUGUGCUGAGGGAACGGGUCUUCAGACACGGAAGCAUGGGCGACAUAUGCGUCGGCACUAUCGUCCACCGUGUAGGGGAAGAUGUGCUCCGCGAUCCGGAAUACGUGAAAUGGAUGAAUUCCUGGGGUCCCGAAUGCCAGCACCUGAUCGCUAACAAGUCCCUCUGCUCAAACGACAUUACCAUUACCUCCUGUGCCUAUUUUCAGCAACGCAUGUCCACCCUCGCACCCGGUAUAUUCAGAGUGCCGCAGUACACUCUCCUACCCUCUGUCAGCCUCUGCUCCAUACCUGGGCUCCCGGGGAACUCGACCCCCCUGGUAGCAGGGCACGAGAUAAGCAUGCACCCUCACGGCCCGCUACAGGUCGUGAACACGCAUAAAGACCUAUUCCACCGCUCCCACCCCUCCUCAGCCGAGCCCGGCCCAGAACCAGACGCAGCAGCGCUCUCCUUCGCCACCGCCGUCCGCACUUCCGUCUCAAACGACCCGCGCGCCCUCCUCCCCUCUAAAGCAGGCGACGACGUCCGGCUCAUCGCGCUCGGUACAGCCAGUGCAAUGCCAAGCAAGUACAGGAAUGUGAGCUGCAUGCUCCUCCGUUACCUAGAUGGAAGGGGGAUAAUGCUCGAUUCCGGGGAAGGGACGUGGGGGCAAAUGACACGUCAUUUCGGGCUCCAAGGGCCCGAGAACGCCUACUCAGCGUUAAAGGACCUUCGACUACUCUUCCUCUCCCAUAUCCACGGCGACCAUCAUAUGGGCACAGCGCGGCUUCUCGUCCAGCGCCACAAGCUCUCCCCACCCCCAAAUCCGCUCUAUAUCAUCGCCAACUGGCAUAUCGAGUGCUACCUGACCGAAUACUCACGCGCGAUCGAAGACUUGGGGAUAGACGAUCCGGCUUACGUCCGCCUGAUCCAGACAGACGCGCUCCUCAACGCGGAAUACGAUGUGCCGGCACGUCGUUCCCCUCCGGCAGCACGUGCCCGGUAUGAGCGAUACACGACCGAGCUGCUUUCCGAGCUGGACAUGAAAGAGAUCCUCACGACCGAAGUCAUCCAUCGAGCUCCCUGUCACGCCCUUGUCUGCAGAAGGAGAGACGGGUUCUCCUUCGCCUACAGUGCGGACACCGUCCCCUGCCCCCGGCUGAUCCGGGCUGCACAAGCUGUGCGGGUCCUGAUACACGAAGCGACUUUCGCGGAUGACGAGGUGGAGAACGCCAGUAGGAAAACGCACUCUACUGCUGGGCAGGCGAUAGGCGUGGCGAGGGAGAUGAGGGCGGAGAAUACGCUGUUGACGCAUUUUUCACAGAGGUAUCCUAAGAUGCCGCAGUUGAAUCAGGCGGGCGCGCCGGGGCAGGAUGCGCUUUCUCGACCCGUACACGUGCAGGAACAGACGGCGCAGGCUAUCCCGGAGCAGGAAGAUACACCGGCGAUGGAACAGGACCAUCCCCAGGACCAACAACAGGAAGCAUCCCAAGCCGCAGAAGCCCAACUCCCCGAACUCCCCGAACUCCCAGAACUCCCAGAACCGCAAGAACCGCACAUCGCAUGCGCCUUUGACCACCUCGAUAUCCCCCUAGGCCAGCUGUGGCAAAUGGAGCACUACAUGCAAGGGGUGCUGCGGAUCCUUUUGCAGAUGGAUAGGGAGGGGGACCAGGAUGGCGAGGGGGAGGGGGAGGGGGAAGGGGAGGGGGAGGGGGAGGGGGAGGUUGAUGGCGGUGGGGGUAGGGGUGGGAUGACGAGAGCUGAAGCGGAGAGGAAGGUCAAUCAGCGUAGAGGGAGGAAGUGA
Dacryopinax primogenitus is the source of this 3096-nucleotide messenger RNA. RefSeq lists its product as uncharacterized. Gene Ontology annotation, molecular function: 3'-tRNA processing endoribonuclease activity. The transcript has 3 exons. NCBI's taxonomy places the organism in Eukaryota, Fungi, Basidiomycota, Dacrymycetes, Dacrymycetales, Dacrymycetaceae. Gene Ontology annotation, biological process: mitochondrial tRNA 3'-end processing. The coding region runs from base 40 to 3096 and encodes 1018 amino acids. Gene Ontology annotation, cellular component: mitochondrion. The record is from RefSeq and is a predicted model, not a curated record.